This is a messenger RNA of Sphaeroforma arctica JP610, 2000 nucleotides long. RefSeq lists its product as hypothetical. Gene Ontology annotation, molecular function: enoyl-CoA hydratase activity. The record is from RefSeq and is a predicted model, not a curated record. The coding region runs from base 701 to 1444 and encodes 247 amino acids. Gene Ontology annotation, biological process: fatty acid beta-oxidation. Lineage: Eukaryota; Ichthyosporea; Ichthyophonida. Gene Ontology annotation, cellular component: cytosol. The transcript has 5 exons.
GGGGUCUCGGCCUCUCGGGGAGGCUAUUUAUGUAGCAUUUCACACUAUAAACCCUAUACCCUGGGGCUAUAGGAGACGGUCAAGUUCAGAACGAACACAUAUAUAAUCCGCAAUCAGAUGGCCAUCAUGACCUUCACCAAAUGACAUCGUGACAAGGCAUAUUUAGAACUCAGCACACACUCGUCUGCCUAGUAGAGAAACUCGAUAUAUCUCAAAUGUAUAAUUCUCGAUAAGACUUAUAGCAUAAAAGAUCGCCAUAUAGAAAGUCUAAAGCCCGUAAGAAAGCGCCGGUCCUCCUUCGCUCAAACAAAGAUUUAUAUAAAUACCAGGUUCGAAUACACAAAUAUAUACUCUGCUUGUCAAGAUUGAAGAACUUGCUCAGCAGCCAUGUCGCUAUUUCGAAGUAUAACCCGCCUAUGGACCAAUUCACAGUGUAAAGCAGCGCACACGCACAAAGUGGCCUUCUACAGCGCUGUGUGUGACCGACCUGAGGACCACCACACACCUGAGAUCGACUUGCGGCUAAAUUCGGCACUGAAUAGUUUACAAUCUGCAUGUGCAGAUCCGUACAGCUCUGAAAGAUCUCGGCGACGGGACAGUCACGCUCUCACUACCCAAUGCGGUCGGAGAUGGAAACCCAAAAGCUACAGACGACACUUCACGAUCACCGGAAAGUGUGGUACAGAGUAAUAAAAUCGCUAUGAUAAGCAUCAGUAACCCGGGUGGGCGCAAUAGCUUAAGUGGCAAGAUGAUGUGCGAGCUAGCAGACGCAGUGGACGUGUUACAGGCAUGGGAAGGAGGCGCGGGGGUUGUUCUGCACGGAGAAAACGGCUUUUUUUGUGCGGGAGCGGAUCUCAAAGUAGCUGCACAGCAUAUGCUGGGACCGUCUGAGAACGGAAUGGGCGAGGAGAUGUCUUAUUUGAUGCACCACACUACGAGCAGACUCAGAGCUUUGCCUCUCAUAUCUGUGGCAGCCAUUGAAGGGGCGGCCGUUGGCGGAGGUGCUGAGCUAGCUACUGCUUGUGACUUCCGAGUGAUGGCUAAGGACAGCUACAUUCGCUUUGUGCAUGCCUUACUGUCGGUGGUACCUGGGUGGGGAGGCGGCACGCGCCUGACGAAGAUUGUGGGCCGGAGGGAUGCGCUGCGUAUCGUGUGCACGGCUGAUAAGAUACACGCGGACCAAGCUAUGGCCUUUGGACUGUGUGACGAAGUAGUGGAAACGAGCACAGACACAGUAAAAGUGGCAACCGGCUUCCUGCAAAAACUCACCGCUAAUAGCACAGCAGCGACACGAGCGCUUAAAACUGUGGUGAGUCAAGCGGAUGAUGAUGCAUACAGGCCGUCGCUGAAUCACGAGCACGAUGUUUUCUCGCGCAUGUGGGGAAAUAAAGCUAGCGCGGAACAGAUCGGCAAAGGUGGUGCUAGUGCCAGGAAAGGGGAUUAAAUCAUACAGCACCCAUGCUCUUACGGCCUUAUCGGGCUUUGAACUGUGUGCGCAUUGCUAAUCUCACAGCCUAUAUCCUGAGACUUAUCAAACGUAGCCUAUAUCCUGAAACUUAUCAAACGUAUUGAUUUCGCUGGCUGCCGUUUUCAGAAUCUCACAACUUGAGGCGUUAAAUGCCCGAUUGAUGUUGUACACCAUCUCCGCUCAUCAAUUACAUGGACUAUAAAACGCUGUGGCGACAGAAAACGGUCUAUAGAGCAAGACGCCAGCCUCAUGUGGCUGACAAGAAUACUUCCGCCAUGGUAGUGUACCAGUGUACCAUGCGAUAGUCACUCACGGCUACUUCUUAUGCAGUGCAAACGUACCAUAAUAUUUGGGACCCGAUACAAACAAUUUUACGGAAUCAUACGACUCCAUAUUUUGAACGUUUCGAAUUCGAACAAUUAUAUAGAAUGUAGCCCAGUUACUACUGAAUGUCGUCCACAGGGUCCGACGACAUCUUCAAAGUAGUCUGAUUAAAUGCGAAGCAUAAAAGUUUACUAGUAUAAAAUUCAUC